UACUUUGUCUUCGCCAUCAGCAUCAUCAUCUUCACUCUCUUGCUGUCUUUUGGAAGCUCAUCAUUACUCUCUUGUUUGAGAGACCUCUUUUUCUUUGAGACUCAUUUGGUUAAAUCCUAUUUUAAUAUUAACAUUUUUGUUUGAGAACCUCAAUGGAUCUUUCACCAAUGCAGUGAUGCUCUUAAGGUUAUAUUUUUUUACCGUAACCAUCAAAUCCAUAACCAAAUAUUAGAAGUUCAUAUGCAUACAUUACAUGAAUAAGAAAGGGCUUCCUAUCUUCAUCUUGUUCCCUCUGCACAAGUAUGUAGAGAGAGCCAUUACGUACUCACUCUAUGUUUCAUUCUAUUUUUUUUAUCUCUUUUGUUCUUCUCUCCUCAGAAUGAUCCUACUUGGUAGGAUUCUAUAUCUGUCCUAUCUCACCAACAAAAAUAAAAGAAAACAAGUGUUUCAAGUUGAAACUUAAGAGUCACAGCGUAUACACACUCAUUAAUGAGACUGCAUCACAGAACAUGCAACAGCUUGUGCCCAAUAUCUUAAUCUUUGUUUCACUUGUUGAGGAUUGUCCCUUGCACAACUCUUCACAAUGAUUGCUCUAUAUAUGUAUAUUUCUAUUGACCAUAGGAAUAUAAAUCAACAUUUAAAAGUAGGUAAUGGAAUAGCUCUUUUACCUGAAUCGGUUUUUGGGCUACAAUGUAUGCUGCUUGAGGAAGCAUAAGAAGAAGACAAUGAGCGCCAUCACUGCUACGCCUGCUACUAGGUGAAAGGAGAGGGGAAAACUGCCUAUUCAUUUAUACAACACUUAUGAAGUAUUUUUUAAAAAAAUUCUAAAAUAGUCUUGAAUCACAACAAAGAUUUGAGAUUUUUUUUUAAUAAAAUGAUUUAAUGCCAUGGUAAAUGGUAUAAAUGAAAGAAAAUAUUUGAAAAUAAUAGAUUUAUUUUCUUCAUUUCUUAUUAAAAUUAACAAAAAAUGUUUAGGGAUUUUUUUUUUGUAUUUUAUUAAUGUAUUUGCCGUUCAAAAAAAAUACCAUUUAUUUGAGUGGAAUGGAAUAGUUAUUCCAUCAAUUAUACACAAAUAAAAACAAAAUACAAAAAAAAAUUCCUAAACAUUUUUGAUAAUUUUAAUAAGAAAUGAAGAAAAUAGAUAUAUUCUUUUUAUGUACUUCAUUCAUCUUAUCACAUCCACUUUUAUUUUAUUUCACUAAUUUUAUUUUAUGCUUACCAUUUUUAUAGUUUUGUAAAUAAUAAUACUUAUGAAAUCCUCAAAAGUAGAUUGUGAGAAAUGCAAAGCAUUUACUUGGAACUUGGAAGCGAGAUGAUCCGUUUUAAUCUCGUACUAAGUCAACGAACAAACCGGCGACGAACACUCUUUAGCUCUCCUACAACCGCUUCGAAGCGCUAUUUACAAUGCUUGCACGUACCAAGAAAAAAGAAAGUUUAGUUAAAUCAAAAAGAUCGUGAUCCCAAUUAAGAUAAAAUGGCGAUGGAAAUAGCAACUCCGAUUCAUGCACCGGUUACAUCUCCGGCCAGCAACCUCAUCAUAUCAGCUACAACGGCAGUGGAAACUCAGAAGAAGAACAGGAUUCAAGUUUCCAACACCAAGAAACCCUUAUUCUUCUACGUUAACCUCGCCAAGAGGUACAUUCAACAGCACAACGAGGUUGAGCUUUCUGCACUUGGUAUGGCGAUCACAACAGUGGUUACUAUCUCAGAAAUUUUGAAGAACAAUGGACUUGCAACCGAGAAGAGAGUUCUGACAUCGACAGUGGGAAUGAAAGACGAGAACAAAGGGAAGAUAGUUCAGAAGACAAAGAUUGAGAUUGUGUUGGCGAAAUCAGACAAAUUUGAUUCUCUGAUGACUCCAGCGCCGGAGGAGGAGGCGGUGGCGAAUAUGGGAGAGAAACCAAUAGAAACUGAAGCUCGUGAAGGCAAGAAGGAGUGACCACCUAAACAAAUUUCGAGGAUUAGUAUCAUUUUCUUUAUAACUAUAACAAGCAAACUGUUUGUGCGACGACACAUAAAAAAGAAUGCUUUCUUAUUAACUCAAAAGUGAAAUUUUAUGGAAAGAUAAUGAAAUGUUAUGUUGAUCAUAUUUCAUAUACUUAUAUGCGAAGUAAAUUUGGCCUUAGUUGAUAGGUGAAUAUUGUUGUACUUGUACUUCCUAAAUAUUCAGUCUUUUUUUAGUUCAUAGUUUAGUUCUAAUUAAA
This is a messenger RNA of Brassica rapa (field mustard), 2204 nucleotides long. RefSeq lists its product as uncharacterized. Gene Ontology annotation, cellular component: nucleus. Gene Ontology annotation, molecular function: RNA binding. The record is from RefSeq and is a predicted model, not a curated record. NCBI's taxonomy places the organism in Eukaryota, Viridiplantae, Streptophyta, Magnoliopsida, Brassicales, Brassicaceae.